GCUUCCAUUGUAAUUAUCCCUUCACACCAUCAUUCUAGCAUAAAAUAGCUCUAGUUUCUCUUGUAAUAGCUUAGUUUCUUCUUCCAUUUUUGAGCAAGCCAUGGCCUUCUCCAAAGGACAAAGGACUAAAGAAGGAUGAAUGCAGUUUGGCUUCAGAUUUUCUGGUGCUUAUUUCGGGAGCCAUUUCUCACAACUCAGACAUUUUCUUGACAAUCCGACGGUUCAUAUUGAAGAUCAAUGGGUUGGGAACAACAUAUCCAAAUUAUAGGCCAAUCCAACGGUUAAUCACAUCACAAUGACCGUUUUUCUAAAAGAGGUCUGAGCUGUCCAACACCCACGGGUUGAGGGACCAAAACUCAAAUUCUUCCCACAAUCAUGAAGGGACAAAGCCCACAUGAAGUAAUGUGAUUAUCAGCUGAUUCAUGAUGAUAAUGGAGGUCCCAAGGUGUGGUUAAAGUGGCUUGAAUGGGGGACAAAGACAAAAGCAAAAGAUAAAGCAAAAGAUUUAAAGAAAAAUAAAGUGGAGCAUUCAUGAUCAAGAGGCCAACCAUCACCACGGUUUUGGCACUCAAAAAUACUAUAAAUAGACCCUUAAGCUCUCCUUCAUGGUCAUCCCUUCUCAAGUCUUUCUUACCUCUUCAUUCUAUAAGUGUAUUCUUGAGUUCUUGAUCCUAGGAGGCUUCUUAGAGCUCCUCUUCCAUCAUCUUUGUCCUUGUAAGUUUUAAGCUAUUCAUGGCUAUGAAUAGCUAAACUCCUUGUGUUGGGAUUAGUUGUAACCUUUUGAUUAUGUAUUCAUCUUGAUUUUCAUAUGUGAAUCCUUGUUCUAUGCAUGAUUUUAAUGAAGUAAUUUUGUUUUUAAUGCUUGUUUUGGAAUUGGCCAUUUAAAACAUGAUCUUGAAUUUGGUAUGUGAGUGAAAGCUACAUGUUAAGUUGAUAUAGAUUGUUUCAUCUUUGAAUCUUAAUUGCUAGACAUAGAGUUAGGAUUCAUAGUCUUUAACACCUGAAUCGAUAAAUUGCUUUGUUGGUUAUGCAAGACAUUGAUAGCUAGGGAAGUUAAUUAAUGAUCUUUUUAUGUGAGAUAUCAAUAAAAAAGAUAAGAAUUGGUGUGAUGAAAUCCAUGCUAGGACAAGAUUCAUGUAUGAGAUUAUAGGAUACAUAAAUCAAUUGGUGAAAACUAAUCCCAACCAUUUUCUCAACUUGUAACAAUUUAAAUCUCAUUUUAUUGCUUACUUUGCUUUAUUAUCUAUUGUAUGAACUUGGUUACAAAACAAACAAACAAACUCUUUGAAAAACUUAUUGCUUAAGUAAUCAUCACUGAAGAACGGCAUUUGUAUUUCAAUUCCCUGUGGUUCGACAAUAACCCGUCUAUUCUACAAUUGGAUUUUGAAAGAAAUUUAAUAGUAGAGAAAUUUAGGCAAGAAAAAUAAAUCUUUCAACAAAAAUGGCGCCGUUGCCGGGGAAUUGUGUUAAUACAAAAAGCAUUGCUUUAAUAUGGUUAACUUAAGCAAUUGUAAAUGUUGUAUAUAUAUUUCUUUUGUUUUUUUCAACUAAUCUUCUUGGUUAGAUUGUUGUCUCACUUUGUGAAUGCGAGGAAAAGUUCCAGUUGAAAAAUUAUUGUUCGAUCCAGAAAUAGAACGAACAGCUAGAAGGAACAACAACAAAACAAAGAAGAGAAAACAGUUAGCCAAGCAAAGAAAGGAGCAAGAAGCAUCAUCUUCUACAAUCUUUUCAAACAAUCAACAAGAAACAAUGGCUGAGGAGGAAGAAGUUGUCAACAAUGACACAAACAUCGGGUUUGUGAAUUUCACUCCUCGGAACAUGACCAGAAUUGGUAGAGUUGCUGGGAAUGAUGAAAGACCACCAGAGUUUUCAGGUGAAAGCCUAUGUGAAGCCUGGGAGAGAUACAAGUCUAUGCUCAAAAAAUGUCCAAAUCAUGGGUUUGAUGCUAAAACCCAAGUUCACAUCUUCAGAAAUGGCCUACACCAACAAAGCAAACUAAUCCUAGAUGCCACAGCCGGAGGAUCUCUAAUGGCUAAAACACCAACUGAAGCCAUUCAAAUCAUUGAGGCUAUGGCCUUAAAUGACCAACAAACUCAACAUCAUAGAGGUCCACCAAGGAAGAGCGGAAUGCUUGAGCUAGGAGCAACUGAUGUUGUCUUGGCUCAAAACAAGCAACUGCAGCAACAACUUGAUGAGGUGAAGCAGAAACUUGCAGAUUUACCCAAGCAGCUGAAGGAAAUGACAGAUUCCUCUUCUAGGAGGCAAGUGAACAGAUGUGAUGCUUGCACAGGUGAUCACCCAACCAAUAGCUGUGACCAGAAAGAGGAGGAUGUGAAUUAUCUGCAGAACCAACAAAGGCAGGGUCAGUAUCAAGGCAACUACCCCAGGGGAGGAAACCAGCAAUACAACCAACCUUGGAAGCAAGAUGCUGGUCCCUCAUCUAAUAGAGCACCAUAUCAAAAUCAACAAUACCAGCAGAAUCCACAGUACCAACAACCACCACCAGAUUGCGCUGCAAAAUUGGAGGAUACUUUGAACCAAUUUAUGCAGAUGUCCAUGGCUUCUAUUAAAAAUCUGGAGAUCCAGGUGGGACAGAUGGCUAAACAAUUGGCUGAAAAUCAAAAAGGAAAAUUUACAGCAAAUACUGAGCCCAAUCCCAAGGAACACUGUUAGGCAAUUUUUACAAGGAGUGGAAAGGAGGUUGGUAGAGAUGUUGGUGAAGCUGUGAGGGAAAAGGAAGAGGGUGAUGAGGAAAGAGAAGGAAAGAAAAAGAAUGAAGAGAUUGAGAAGGAGGUAUUGAAAAAUAAAGAUGUAAAUAUGGGAGAAAAGAUUCGUGAGAAAAAUGUGGAAGAAAGAGUAGGAAGUAGUGGUGAGAAAAAUAAGGAAGGAGAAAAAAAUGAGGAGAAGAACAAAGAGAGAAACACCCAAAAGUCUCCACUGGAAAAGAAACUUCCUUAUCCACAUGUUCCUACAAAGCUUGAUAGGGAAAGGCAAUUUGCUAGGUUCAUGGAUAUCUUCAAAAGGCUGCAAAUCAACAUUCCAUUUGGAGAAGCAUUGGAGCAAAUGCCAACCUAUGCAAAAUUCUUGAAAGAAUUGUUAACAAAGAAAAGGAGGUAUCAGGAUGAAGAGGUAAUUCACUUGAGUACCAACUGUAGUGCCAUCAUUCAAAACUUCAUUCCUGAGAAUCUAAAGGAUCCUGGGAGCGUCACAAUUCCUGUUACUAUUGGCAAUAUAUCAGUGGGAAAAGCUCUGAUUGAUUUGGGAGCUAGUGUUAGCCUUAUGCCGUUAUCCAUGAUGAAAAGGGUAGGUGGCUUGGAGCUGAGGGCAACCAGGAUGUCUUUGCAGCUAGCAGAUAGAUCAGUCAAAUACCCAGUUGGCAUAGCAGAGGAUGUUUUGGUAAGAGUUGAUAAAUUCUUAAUUCCUGCUGACUUUGUUGUUAUUGAUAUUCCAGAGGAUGAGGUUCCUAUCAUUUUGGGAAGACCUUUCAUGAGAACUGUAAGACCCAAGUUUUUAAGCUUAGAAUAAGUGGAAGAGAUUUCCAUUUACGAUUAGGCUUGAUGUAUCGUGAAAGGAAAAACCUGGACAAGAGUUGAGUAGAGGAAAUAAAUUUAUGAAGGAGAAAGUUCAGGAAAAGUCUAAGGAUUGUACCAUAAUCGAUAAAAGUUAUAGCACGAUCGUUAUACGCUUAAACCUAGGGCGAAACCCUAGGAAAUAUCUAGUUUUUCAUUUAUAGGCACGAUGGAAGCUAAUUCCACAAAUCUUCAGAGAAAUGUCAGAACUUCUCUUUUUCCAUAUAUCACAAUCGUUUCAAGGCGAAACUCUAGGAUCUACGAACGUCCGAUUCCAAUCAUCGGAAGUUUGCCGAA
Messenger RNA from Lotus japonicus, 3866 nucleotides. RefSeq lists its product as uncharacterized. The transcript is spliced from 3 exons. The record is from RefSeq and is a predicted model, not a curated record. Bases 1585 to 2673 code for a protein of 362 amino acids. NCBI's taxonomy places the organism in Eukaryota, Viridiplantae, Streptophyta, Magnoliopsida, Fabales, Fabaceae.